UUUGAACGAUGUUGUGCAGGCUGUUGUGGCGCGUGGCUCCAACUGUCACCUUCAAGGUGGGGGCCCACUCCUUCGCCCCCGGGACUCAGCUCCCCGUCCCGGCCCGGGGCCUUAGGCAGCCCCCUCGGGCCGCAGCCUGUCUGCUCCUCGCCGCCGGCCGCCGCGCUUUCUGCAGCGGGGCAAGCGGCUGCUGGCGGUGCGGGGCUGAGCGGGCCGGGGCGGCGGCGGCGGAGGAGGACGGCGGCUCGGCCUUUUUCUGCCCGUCCUGCCGGGCCCUGCAGCCCCCGGACCCGCGCCGCGACUACUUCCAGCUGCUGGGCCUCCCGCGCCGCUACCGCCUGCAGACCGAGCAGCUGCGGCGGAGGCUGCGCCAUCUCCAGAGGGAUCUGCACCCAGACAACUUCAGCCGCGGCUCCGAGGACGAGCGCCGCUUCUCGGAGGAGCAGUCGGCGUUAGUCAACGAGGCUUACGGGACUCUGCUGAGGCCUCUGUCCCGGGGCCUGUACCUCCUGCGGCUGGAGUUACCGGGGGAAGCCGGCGUCGGCGAGGAGGUGGAGAGCGGGCCGGCCGGCGGUGGGGAUCCCGCCUUCCUGGCUGCCGUCCUGCACCUCAACGAGCGGCUGGAGGAGGCCCGGGGCCCGGAGGAGAUCGAGCAGGUGUCCAAGGAAGUGGAGGCCCGGCUCCGGGAGCUGGACGAGGAGGUGGCCGGGGCCUUCGAAGCGGGACGCCCGCGGGAAGCUCUCCCGCUCCUGAAGCAGAUGCGAUAUUGGAGUAGCCUCGGGGAUCGGAUAAAGGAGCGUCUGCUUCCCCGUUGA
Molecule: messenger RNA, 815 nt
Organism: Stegostoma tigrinum
Lineage: Eukaryota; Metazoa; Chordata; Chondrichthyes; Orectolobiformes; Stegostomatidae
Gene: hscb
Product: HscB mitochondrial iron-sulfur cluster cochaperone
Exons: 1
Coding region: 9-815 (268 amino acids)
Biological process (GO): protein complex oligomerization; [2Fe-2S] cluster assembly
Cellular component (GO): mitochondrion
Molecular function (GO): protein-folding chaperone binding; ATPase activator activity
Source: RefSeq, a predicted model, not a curated record